Molecule: messenger RNA, 393 nt
Organism: Strongylus vulgaris
Lineage: Eukaryota; Metazoa; Nematoda; Chromadorea; Rhabditida; Strongylidae
Source: the annotation of a GenBank genome assembly
UACUCUCCCAUGUCUCUAUGUAGUAUUGAUAGUGAUAAUAUACGAUCAGUGAGAAAUCUUCAUGCUGGCGUGUUUCCAGUCCAGUAUUCUGACGCCUACUUCCAAAAGGUACAAAACAAUGACUUAUGUGCUGCCAUAGUAGUAGAUGGAGAGUGUUUGGGUGUAGUUUGCUGUAAGACUGAGAUUGUUGGCUGCACCAAGACGCUUUACAUCAUGUCACUAGCAGUCCAUCCACUAUAUCGAUGCCGUGGGAUAGGAAGCAGGCUUCUAGAUUUUGCCAUGAGUAAAGCCGAAAGUCAUCAUGUGUCAAUAGUAAGACUACACGUACAAGUAAGCAUCACUAAAAUUGACUUAGAACAGAAGCUGUUCAGUCUUCUCAGUAGAUUUCGGUAA